AUGAGUUCGACGGUAUGGAACGGGCAGGACCAGACAAUGGCCUCGACUGGCGAGGACGACUUUCAUCAAUUUCUCGACAUGAGCAGCAUGGGAACUUUGGGCGAUGGCAUGCACUUCGACUUCCAAUCUUUCCAAGAUGGCUCUGCUCAGGGUCUGAUGAACCAACCGCGAGAUGCCCCCGACACAAUAAUGACCGACUCCGAUAAUCCAGGCCUAAUGUCUACACCAAACACGAUGCCCAUGUCAACGUCUACCGUUCAAUCAACCAUUCCCGCGCACAUGAUGACGCCCGCAAGCGAUCCGAUUUCUAAUAUCGACGCCCAGAUUCAAUAUCUCCAACAACAAAAGUUCCAACAGCAGCAGCGCCAGAUGCAAGAGCAGCAGGUCGCUUUCUUCCAUAAUCACAACCACUCAGUGCCCCCUACACCGCAAAGUCUCGAGAUGCCCAACAGUGGACAGUUCUAUUCACAGGCUGAGCAAAUUCCAACAUCAGGUGCUUACGACAGAAGUUAUCACCAACGCAUAAAGGAGCAAGAUAUGGCAUUCACACCUCUUGUUUCCCCCGCAGUAACCCCUUUGGACCCCAACUUCUCCAUGGACAGUGGCUAUACGAUUCCCAGCGCCUAUUUUAGUCCUCUGACUUCACCAGCUCUCCACGCUCAGAACGACCCCUCUACAGUCUACGACCCCCGCCUUACCAACACCAACAAUUCACCAAUUGAUGUAGAUCUCGACAGAUCGGCUGCUCCCGUCACCUCCGUUUUGGACUUGCCCAAGAAGGCUACAAGGAAAAAGACCGCAACCAAGACACGGGCAAAGGCUAGCAUUCGAAGUUCUCCAAUUGUCAAGCCUCAGCGCCGGAAAACGGGCCCCAGUCCGGCCAUCGUCUCACAUGUACUCAGUGAAGUUGAAGAGAACAAUGGCGCCUUUCUUCCUAUGCCUGCGACCUCUACGGACACCUCGGCAGAGGAGAAUUCAUCGGUUUCCCCUGAGGCCCUCUCGGAGAUGCCCCCACCGCCAAUCCCUAAUAGGAGAUCGACCAGCAAAUCGCCAUACAUCCAAGCGCAGUCAAGCAACCAGCAGACGCCCGUCUCUGGCCCUGUUGAUUCACGUCCAGCUCCAGCUACUCCCGCAUCGCUCAUGAAACUCCCGGCAUCCAGGGCAAGCAAGCAGGCAAAUGGGCCUCAAGAACCGGUUGUAUCUGAGCAUAUUGAAUCGCUCGAGUUGCCCGAGUCGGUAUCUGGCAAGACCAUGACCCCGGUCAUCUCGCGCUCUUCCGUGCAGUCUCCUUCUGUGGAACCCAUGUCUCGACGAGGAUCGAGCUUUCAGCCACUGCCAUCACCAGUAUUCACUAAGGCUUCAGGAACAGCAUCAGCAAGUGCGAGCCCCCAAUUGGCUCCCGGUUCGGCAGGCCCAUCCGCACGGAAAACUCCUCAACUCGCGCCUCGGUCGAGCAGGAAAAGGUCGACAGGUUCAGUACAUGUUUCGCCUGCAUUGUUACCUCGAAUAUCCCCUAGCAUCAAGCCUCUUCUCCCUGGCACACCGGGUAUGACACCAGCGGAGAGUGCUGCAUCGCAAUUGCUCAUGUCGAAAUCCAACUACCAAAAUAUCCUCGAGGGCAACAAGGUGCCAGGCGUUUCAUAUCCGAGCGAACUUUCAACAAAUCUAACGUCGAAGCGAACGUCGCACAAAAUCGCAGAGCAAGGGCGCCGUAACCGAAUCAACUCGGCGUUACAGGUCAUGGCUGGAUUAUUGCCUGGUGGAGACAAGACGAAUCUUGCGGAUGAAGGUGACAAGAAGGAUGGGAAACAAGCGAACGCGCAAAACAGCAAGGCUAGUGUUGUCGAAAACGCCAUCGUGCACAUGAAGAGCCUUGAGAAAGAAAAUGGCGAUCUGAAGAAAGAGGUCGAGGAACUUAAAAGACGGCUGGAGGGCUUGCAAGGGUCAACAGACGAUAAAGAAAAAGCAUGA
Molecule: messenger RNA, 1971 nt
Organism: Fusarium subglutinans
Lineage: Eukaryota; Fungi; Ascomycota; Sordariomycetes; Hypocreales; Nectriaceae
Product: phosphorus acquisition-controlling
Exons: 2
Coding region: 1-1971 (656 amino acids)
Molecular function (GO): protein dimerization activity
Source: RefSeq, a predicted model, not a curated record